AUGAAGAACGUUUACUGGCUUAUUCUGAAACUUGUCAGUUUUGCAACUCUUGGCUGCAUAUGGAUUUCUGUGGUACAGUGUACAGUUUUAAACAGCUGCCUAAAAUCAUGUGUAACAAACCUGGGCAGACAGCUUGACACGGGCACACCAUAUAAUCUGAGUGAACCGUGCAUCCAAGGAUGUCAUUUAUGGAACUCUGUAGAUCAGGAAAGCUGUGCUUUAAAGUGUAAUGAUACCUAUGCAGCCAUUUGUGAGCGAGAAUCCUGUGAGGUCGGCUGCAGCAGUGCUGAAGGUGCAUAUGAAGAGGAAGUGCUAGAAAAUACCGACUUACCCACUGCACCCUUUGCUUCUUCCAUCGGAAGCCAUGGUGUGACAUUACGAUGGAAAUCUGCCAACAUCUCUGGAGUGAAAUAUAUCAUUCAGUGGAAAUAUGCACAACUUCCUGGAAGCUGGACUUACACGGAGGCCGUGUCCAAGCUCUCAUACGCGGUGGAGCCGCUACAUCCCUUCACUGCGUAUGUUUUUCGAGUGGUUUGGAUCUUCACAGCCCAGCUGCAACUGUAUUCGCCCCCAAGCCCCACUUACAGGACUCACCCUUCCGGAGUUCCUGAAACUGCUCCUCUCAUUAGAAACAUUGAGACCUCAAGUCCUGACACUGUGGAAGUCAGCUGGGCUCCACCUCAAUUCCCAGGUGGACCUAUUUUGGGUUAUAACUUAAGGCUGAUCAGCAAAAAUCAAAAAUUAGAUUCAGGGACACAGAGAACCAGUUUCCAGUUUUAUUCCACUCUGCCAAAUACCACCUACAGGUUUUUUAUUGCAGCAGUAAAUGAAGUUGGUGAGGGGCCGGAAGCAGAAUCUAGUAUUACCACUUCGUCCCCAGCAGUUCAAGAAGAGGAACAGUGGCUCUUUUUAUCCAGAAAAACUUCUCUAAGAAAGAGAUCUUUAAAACAUUUAGUAGAUGAAGCACAUUGCCUUCAGUCAGGUGCUACACGCCAUAAUAUUACAGGAAUAUCAGUUCAUGGCCACCAGCAAGUUGUUUACUUCUCUGAAGGAACUCGCAUAUGGGUGAAGAAGGUUGCCAACAUGUCUGAUGUGUCUGACCUGAGAAUUUUUUACAGAGGUUCAGGAUUAAUUUCUUCCAUCUCUGUAGAUUGGCUUUAUCAGAGAAUGUAUUUCAUCAUAGAUGAACUGGUAUGUGUCUGUGAUUUAGAGAACUGCUCAAACAUUGAGGAAAUUACUCCUCCCUCAAUUAUGGCACCUCAAAAAAUUGUGGUUGAUUCCUACAAUGGGUAUGUCUUUUAUCUCCUGAGAGAUGGCAUUUAUAGAGCAGAUCUUCCAAUGCCAUCUGGUCACAACUCGGAAGCCAUGCGUAUUGUGGAGAGUUGCACAUUAAAGGACUUUGCAGUAAAGCCACAGUCCAAGCGAAUUAUUUACUUCAAUGACACCGCCCAGGGCUUCAUGUCAACAUUUCUGGAUGGCUCUGCUUCCCAUCUUGUCCUCCCUCAUGUCCCCUUUGCUGAUGUGAAGAGCUUUGCUUGUGAAAACAAUGACUUCCUUGUCACAGAUGGCAAGACCGUUUUCCAACAGGACUUUUUGUCUUUUAAUGAGUUCAUCGUGGGAUGUGACCUGAGUCACAUAGAAGAGUUUGGGUUCGGUAACUUGGUCAUCUCUGGCUCGUACACUCAGCUGCACCCCCUGCCGGGCCGCCCACAGCAGCUCUCGGUGCUGUUUGGCUCCCACCAGGCCCUUGUUCAGUGGAAGCCUCCUGCCCUCGCCAUAGGAGCCAGCCCUUCCGCUUGGCAGAACUGGACAUAUGAGGUGAAAAUGUCAACCCAAGACUUUCCUGAAAUCACUCAUGUUUUCUCUAACAUCAGUGGGACCAUGCUUAAUGUACCUGAGCUGCAGAGUGCUACGAAAUACAAGGUUUCUGUGAGAGCAAGUUCUCCCAAGGGGCCAGGCCCUUGGUCAGAGCCCUCGGUGGGUACUACCCUGGUGCCAGCUACAGAACCACCAUUUAUCAUGGCUGUGAAAGAAGAUGGGCUUUGGAGCAAACCAUUAAAUAGCUUUGGCCCAGGAGAAUUCUUAUCCUCUGAUAUCGGAAAUGUGUCAGACAUGGACUGGUAUAACAACAGCCUCUACUACAGCGACAUCAAAGGCGACGUUUACGUGUGGCUGCUGAAUGGGACAGAUGUCUCAGAGAAUUACCACCUUCCCAACAUUGCGGGAGCAGGGGCUUUAGCUUUUGAGUGGCUGGGUCACUUUCUCUACUGGGCUGGAAAGACGUAUGUGAUACAAAGGCAGUCUGUGUUGACAGGACACACAGACAUCGUGACUCAUGUGAAGUUGUUGGUGAAUGACAUGGUGGUGGAUUCAGUUGGUGGAUAUCUCUACUGGACCACACUAUACUCAGUUGAGAGCACCAGGCUAAAUGGGGAAAGUUUGCUUGUACUACAGGCACAGCCUUGGUUUUCUGGGAAAAAGGUAAUUGCUCUAACUUUAGACCUCAGUGAUGGGCUCCUGUAUUGGUUGGUUCAAGACAGUGAAUGUAUUCACCUGUACACAGCUGUUCUUCGGGGGCAGGGCAGCGUUGGGAAUACCACCAUCACAGAAUUUGCAGCCUGGAGUACUUCCGAAAUUUCCCAGAAUGCACUGAUGUACUACAGUGGCCGGCUCUUCUGGAUCAAUGGCUUUAGGAUUAUCACAGCUCAGGAAAUAGGUCAGAGAACCAGUGUCUCUGUUUUGGAACCAGCCAAAUUUAAUCAGUUCACAAUUAUUCAGACAUCCCUCAAGCCUCUGCCAGGGAACUUUUCCUUUACCCCUAAGGUUAUUCCAGAUUCCGUUCAAGAGUCUUCAUUUAGGAUUGAAGGAAAUGCUUCACGUUUCCAAAUUCUGUGGAAUGCUCCCCCAGCAGUAGAUUGGGGAGUAAUUUUCUACAGUGUAGAAUUUAGUGCUCAUUCUAAGUUCCUGGCUACUGAACAACAGCUUUUACCUGUAUUUACUGUGGAAGGGCUGGAGCCCUAUGCCUUAUUUAAUCUUUCUGUCACUCCUUAUACCUACUGGGGAAAGGGCCCCAAAACAUCUGUAUCACUUCAAGCACCUGAAACAGUUCCAUCAGCACCAGAGAAUCCCAGAAUAUUUAUAUUACCAAGUGGAAAAUACCACAACAAGAAUGAAGCUGUGGUGGAAUUUAGGUGGAAUAAGCCUAAGCAUGAAAAUGGUGUGUUAACAAGAUUUGAAGUUUUCUAUCAAAUAUCCAACCAAAGUGAUGAAAACAAAACAUUCGAAGACUGGAUUGCUGUCAAUGUCACUCCCUCAGUGAUGUCUUUUCAACUGGAGGGCGUGCGUCCUGGGUACACUGUCGCCUUCCAGGUUCGGGUCUUCACAUCCAAAGGACCAGGACCAUUUUCUGACAUAGUAAAGUCCAAAACAUCAGAAAUCAACCCAUUUCCGUAUCUUAUAACUCUUUUUGGGAAGAAGAUAGUUUUGUCAGAUAUGGAUCAAAAUCAAGUUGUGUGGAUGUUUUCGGCAGAAAGAGACAUCAGUGCUGUGGGCUACACAGCUGAUAAUGCUAUGGGGUAUUAUGCUCAAGGAGACUCGCUCUUCCUUCUAAACAUGCACAAUCGGUCCAGCUCUGAGAUUUUCCGAGAUGCACUGGUUUUUGAUAUCACAGUUAUUACAGUUGACUGGAUUUCAAGACACCUCUACUUUGUGCUGAAAGAAUCCCAAAAUGGAAUGCAAAUAUUUGAUGUUGAUCUUGAACACAAGGUGAAACAUCCCAGGAAGCUAGAAAUUUGCAACAGAAAUUCAACAAUAAUCUCUUUUUCUGUAUAUCCUUUUUUAAGUCGCCUGUAUUGGACAGAAGUUUCCGAUUUUGGCUCUCAGAUGUUCUACUACAGUAUUAUCAACCAGACCUUGCACCGCAUUCUGCUUCCCACAGCCACAAACCAUCCAAAUGGAGGGGGCCAAUGUUCUUGCAAUGUGACUGAAUUUGAGUUGGGUGGAGCAAUGACUAUUGAUACCUCUGACCUAAAGAACCCACAGAUAUACUUUGUCAAAGGGCAAGAGAUCUGGGCCAUGGAUCUGGAAGGAUGUCAGUGUUGGCAGGUUAUCAUGGUGCCUGCUUUGCUGGGAAAAACACUUGUUAGCUUAACUGUGGACAGGGAAUUUAUAUAUUGGAUUGCCACAGUGAAGGAUAGCACACAGAUUUAUCAAGCAAAGAAAAGCAAUGGGGCCAUUCUCUCCCAGGGGCAGGCCCUAAGGAGUAAGCAUAUCCUGGCUUACAGUUCAGUUCUGCAGCCUUUUCCAGAUAAAGCAUUUCUGUCUCUAGCUUCAGAUAUUGCAGAGCCAACUAUACUUAACACCACUAACACUAGCCUCACAAUCAGAUUACCGCCUGCCAGGACAAACCUCACAUGGUAUGCCAUCACCAGCCCUACUCCAACAUACCUGGUUUAUUACAAAGAAGUUAAUGGCGGAACAAACAGCUCAGAACUGAAAUACAGAAUGCUGGAAUUUCAGGAGUGUAUAGCCCUUAUUGAAGGUUUACAACCAUUUUCAAUAUACGGGAUACAGAUAGCUGUAAAGAAUUAUUAUUCAGAUCCUUUGGAACAAUUACCUCUGGGAAAAGAGAUUUGGGGAAAAACUAAAAGUGGAGUACCAGAGGCCGUUUGGCUCAUUAACACAACCGUGCAGUCAGACACUAGCCUCCUUGUAUCCUGGAGAGAAUCUCACAAGCCAAAUGGACCUAGAGAGUCAGUCCGCUAUCAGUUGGCCAUCUCACAUCUGGCCCUAAUUCCCAAGACUCCUCUAAGGCAAAGUGAAUAUACAAAUGGAAGGCUCGCUGUCCUUGUUACUAGCUUGUCUGGUGGAAAACUAUAUGUGUUAAAGGUUCUGGCCUGCCAUGCCGAGGAAAUGUGGUGUGCUGAGAGUCAUCCUGUCACUGUUGAAACAUUUGGCACGCCAGAGAAACCUUAUGCCUUGGUUCCAGAGAACACAAGUUUGCAAUUACAUUGGACGGCUCCAUCUAAUGUUAACCUCCUCAGAUUUUGGUUUGAACUCCAGAAGUGGAAGUACCAUGAGUUUUACUAUGUUGAAGCUUCGUGCAGCCACGGUCCUGCUUAUGUCUGUAACAUCACAAAUCUACAACCUUGUACUUCCUACAAUGUCCGCGUAGUCGUGCUUUAUAGGACAGGAGAAAAUAGUACCUCACUUCCAGAAAGCUUUAAGACUAAAGCUGGAGUCCCAAGUAAACCAGGCAUUCCAAAAUUAUUAGAAGGGAGUAAAAAUUCAAUACAGUGGGAAAAAGCUGAUGAUAAUGGAAGCCGACUUAUGUACUAUAUCCUGGAGAUCAGACAGGGUACUUCAAAUGAUUCACAGAACCAGGCUUUAAUGUGGAAGAUGGCAUUUAAUGGAUCCUGCAGUAACAUUUGCAUAUGGAAGUCCAAAAACCUGAAAGGAACAUUUCAGUUACGAGUAGUAGCUGCAAAUGCUCUAGGAUUUGGUGAAUAUAGUGGAAUCAGUGAAAAUAUUCUAUUAGCUGGAGAUGGUUUUUGGAUACCAGAAACAAGCUUUAUACUUACUAUUAUAAUCGGAAUAUUUCUGGUUGUUACAGUCCCACUGACCUUGGUCUGGCAUAGAAGAUUAAAGAAUCUAAAAACUCCCAAGGAAGGUCUAACAGUUCUCAUAAACGAAGACAAAGAGUUGGCUGAGCUUCGAGGGCUGGCGGCUGGAGUAGGACUGGCUAAUGCCUGCUAUGCGAUACACACUCUUCCGACCCAAGAGGAGAUUGAAAGUCUUCCUGUCUUUCCUCGGGAAAAACUGACUCUACGUCUCUUGUUGGGAAGUGGGGCCUUUGGAGAAGUGUACGAAGGGACAGCAGAAGACAUCCUAGGAGUUGGAAGUGGAGAGACCAAAGUAGCAGUGAAGACUUUGAAGAAGGGCUCCACAGACCAAGAGAAGAUUGAAUUCCUGAAGGAGGCACAUCUGAUGAGCAAGUUUAAUCAUCCCAACAUUCUGAAGCAGCUUGGAGUCUGUCUGCUGAAUGAACCCCAGUACAUUAUCCUGGAACUGAUGGAAGGAGGAGACCUUCUUACCUAUUUGCGUAAAGCCCGGAUGACAACGUUUCAUGGUCCUUUACUCAGCUUGGUUGACCUCGUAGACCUGUGUGUAGAUAUUUCAAAAGGCUGUGUCUACUUGGAGCAGAUGCACUUCAUUCACAGGGAUCUGGCAGCCCGGAAUUGCCUUGUCUCUGUGAAAGACUAUACCAGUCCAUCACGGAUAGUGAAGAUUGGGGACUUUGGACUCGCAAGGGACAUCUAUAAAAAUGAUUACUAUAGAAAGAGAGGAGAAGGCCUGCUCCCUGUUCGGUGGAUGGCUCCAGAAAGUUUGAUGGAUGGAAUCUUCACUACUCAGUCUGAUGUAUGGUCUUUUGGAAUUCUGAUUUGGGAGAUUUUGACUCUUGGUCAUCAGCCUUAUCCAGCGCAUUCCAACCUUGAUGUUUUACACUACGUGCAAACUGGAGGGAGACUGGAGCCACCGAGAAAUUGUCCUGAUGAUCUGUGGAAUUUAAUGACCCAAUGCUGGGCUCAAGAACCUGAUCAAAGACCUACUUUCAAUAAAAUUCAAGACCAGCUUCAGUUAUUCAGAAAUUUAUCCUUAAAUAGUAUUUCUCACUGCAAAGAAGCAAACCCCAGUGGAGUCAUAAAUGAAGGCUUUGAAGAUGAAGAUGGAAAUGUGAUUUCCUUGAAUUCAGAUGAUAAUAUGUCCAUUGCUUUAAUGGAAACCAAGAACCAAGAAGGGUUAAAUUAUAUGGUACUUGCUACAGGAUGCAGCCAAGGUGAAGAAAAUUCUGAGGGUCCUCUAGGCUCCAAGGAAUCUGAAUCCUGUGGUCUGAGGAAAGAGGAGAAGGAACCACAUGCAGACAAAGAUAUCUGCCAAGAAAAACAAGUGGCUUACUGCCCUCCUGGCAAGCCUGAAGGCCUGAACUAUGCCUGUCUCACUCACAGUGGAUAUGGAGAUGCGUUUGAUUAAUAGCUCUGUUUGGGAAAUGCAGAGUUGAGAUAAACACUCCCAUUAAGUAGUUACUGAAAGAAAACCCUAACAGAAUGAUGUGUGGUGGUCUAUGACACCGAAUUAACACUGGGAAGUUCCAGAAUUAUAAACUUGGUUCUGAGAUCCAUUUGGUAUCAGUUGUGACAACCCUCAUGCCAACUGUCUAACCUUCUGCAGAAUUCUGAGGUGAACCUCUAAGCAUUUGGAAAGCUUAGGAAGACUUAUGAGUCUGGAAGCGAAACUGCUCUCCUUCGCCCUUGAGGUCUCUUAAACCAUUGCCCACCCUUCAGUCUAGGCUGUAACAGAAACAUCUUGGUCAGAAGUUUAGAGACAAAGUAGGUGUGUUCAGAGAGCUGAAGGAGGAGGAUGAGAAGUGUGC
This is a messenger RNA of Diceros bicornis minor, 7429 nucleotides long. It is a transcript of the gene ROS1, whose product is annotated as ROS proto-oncogene 1, receptor tyrosine kinase. The record is from RefSeq and is a predicted model, not a curated record. Gene Ontology annotation, molecular function: ATP binding; transmembrane receptor protein tyrosine kinase activity; protein binding. Bases 1 to 7029 code for a protein of 2342 amino acids. The transcript has 44 exons. Gene Ontology annotation, cellular component: signaling receptor complex; membrane. Lineage: Eukaryota; Metazoa; Chordata; Mammalia; Perissodactyla; Rhinocerotidae. Gene Ontology annotation, biological process: multicellular organism development; protein phosphorylation; positive regulation of kinase activity.